AUGUUCGGCGAGAGCUGCAGGAAGCUGACUGAAGGAAACCCCCACCGCCGGCGGCUAUAUCUCGCAGAGGAUCACGUGAGGCUGCGUGUAUCAAACUUUAGUGUCAGCGGUCAACACCUAUCGCAACGCCCUCAUUUAUUUUUAAAAAUCCGUCCUCCGCAUCGCGAGAUCUAUUCCACAACAAUUAGCCGCGUCGAGGAACUCCACUGA
This is a messenger RNA of Nezara viridula (southern green stink bug), 210 nucleotides long. Lineage: Eukaryota; Metazoa; Arthropoda; Insecta; Hemiptera; Pentatomidae. The record is from the annotation of a GenBank genome assembly.